This is a messenger RNA of Gordionus sp. m RMFG-2023, 2018 nucleotides long. RefSeq lists its product as uncharacterized. Lineage: Eukaryota; Metazoa; Nematomorpha; Gordioida; Chordodea; Parachordodidae. Gene Ontology annotation, cellular component: membrane. The record is from RefSeq and is a predicted model, not a curated record. The transcript is spliced from 6 exons. Bases 120 to 1868 code for a protein of 582 amino acids.
GAAACAUCUGUUGCAUUUAUUCACUGUUCUCAACUGUUAAUUGGCCGAAUAUAGAUGUUAAUUGGUUAUUCUGAUCAGAAAAGAUCAACCGUUACUAAAAAGUCGGUACAAAGCCAAACAUGUUGAAGCACAAAGUAUUUUACUCCCGACUCCAUUCGGCCCCGCCUUUAUCCUCCAUACCCUCUCUGCUCAUAUCCUUAACCGUUCGCAUCGUAAGUCUACCUCUCUUUGUUGUCCGUCGCACCUAUACCUCUUGUUCCAACUUUUACGAUACGCUUCUGAAAUCGCCUCUCUUGGGGAUUUUCUUGGGCAUCUGCCAAUGCAUUUGCACGGCGUUUGCCUCCUUACUUAUAGCCAGGGUUAGAACUGUGAAUCCUCUUCAAAUUGCCAACAUUCGUAUGAUAGUUCAAUUGCUUCUCACGCUGCCGGCCCUCAUAUUUUACUCCACGGAAUUGAUUCCUUACCGGAACACCCACCACCGCAAACUUUUAUUCCCCUUAUACAUUCGUUGCAUAGCGGGAACCGUCGGAAUCACGUGUCUGACGUUCGCGCUUGUUUAUGCCCCUAUCUCGGAUGCUAGCACGAUAUCCUACACCUCUCCCGUAUACGUGGCAAUAUUAGCCCGCAUUUUUCUGGGGGAACGAAUAGCUGUCGCCGAUGCCGGCCUUUUAGCUUUAGCUUUGACGGGGGUGGUUUUUGUUACGCGACCCGCUUUUUUAUUCAGGGGCUCGGGUAAAAACGGACUCGACGAUCUGAAUGUCGUAGUUUCCCCCAUGUAUAACCAGCAGAAUUUGAAUGGCUUGAAGGAUCCGAGCCACCUCAUUGAUCUGGACAAUAUGGACCAUGGUAAUAUGGCUCGAAUCAAGGGGUUCAUCGAUGACAAAUAUAGCUACCCGAACAACUUUUCAUCCCUUUACAACAACAAUCAUAGCAAACCAUACAAUAUUAACGAUAACAAUAUCAAUUUUUUUAACCAGAAGAGAGCCGCACCGCGGACAGAGGCGGUAGUCAGGGAAUACCCAAAACGAGUUUUGGGGCUGAUUUUUGCGGCCAUCUCAUCCGUACUGACGGCCGUAGCCAUGGUCACCAUAAGGAAAAUUAACAAACUACCCUUUUCCACCGUCAUCGUAAAUUUUUCCGCGGUGGGGGUCAUCGGCACGGCAUCCCUUUGCGCCAUCUUGGGACACUAUUCUUUACCGGACUGUUUGCCCUCUAAUUAUUAUGCCGGUCGAAAUUUUAUGGGGAUCCGGGAAUUUGGUCCCUUUUCUUACGAGCGCUAUUUCAUAUUGGGUUCCGCCUUCUUAGGUACCCUUGGCCAAUUAUUUCUAUUCCUGGCUCUGAGAAUCGAAAACGCUGGAGUUAUAGCGGCCGUUAAUAGCCUAACCAUAGUAUUUACCAUAUUGUUACAAAUCGUGUUUCAGCGCAAAAUACCUCCUUGGACAAGCUUCUUGGGAUCGGUUAUCAUAAUAAUAGCUAUCUGCCUGUUCGGGUACAGAAAAUGGGUAAAAGAAAAAGCCAAGGCCGAAGAAAGAUUGCGAAAGCUUUCAUUUGAACGAAAGGGAUCUACGACUCAUUCUCAUCACUCGAUGGAAACCGCGGGAACUCCGAAGCGACUUCCUAGCAUCGAUGUAACUGACUCGGCCUAUAACACGAUUUUUAAGAUUGCCGACGAAAGAACUCCCCUGAGCAUAACGGCCCAAUUCGAAAUCGAAGAGGAAGAAAACGCGAAUAGAGUUGACUGUGUCGAGGAUCUCGUAGAUUCAUGUAGUAACAACUUGAGUAGAUCCAAAAGCUUCGGUCUUUUUCCUCCCGAAAAACCGGAUGAACAACAGUUAUCUACGAAUACCGUUAUAGUUGCUCAUUUGUGAAAAAAUCUUACAGAAGAUAUUUUUUAAAAUAGAGUAUUAUGUAAAAAAUUUGGUCUCAACCAAAUUUCUUCAGAUCCUGUCAUAAUAGUAAUGACAUAUUACUUUUGAUGUGUUAUUUGUUGUUGUAAAGCAGUAUUAUUACAUUCUAUC